Tachysurus vachellii is the source of this 4512-nucleotide messenger RNA. RefSeq names its product CCR4-NOT transcription complex, subunit 3b (gene cnot3b). Lineage: Eukaryota; Metazoa; Chordata; Actinopteri; Siluriformes; Bagridae. The record is from RefSeq and is a predicted model, not a curated record. The coding region runs from base 220 to 3006 and encodes 928 amino acids. The transcript has 19 exons. Gene Ontology annotation, cellular component: nucleus; CCR4-NOT core complex; P-body. Gene Ontology annotation, biological process: nuclear-transcribed mRNA poly(A) tail shortening; regulation of stem cell population maintenance; regulation of DNA-templated transcription.
UGACUAGCAACACCUCAACGGAGGAGGUGUUCCUGGCGGCCAUCUUGGAUGCGCGGAGUGAUUGUUUGGCGAAUAGAAGUAAUAGGAAAUAAAAAAUAAAGACCGAAAAAAAAGUUGGGAAAUCGGUCACGGAACACAAGGUGAAAGAAAGAGCUAAGGGAAGGUGAAACUAAGGAAAAUCAGCAAAAGAAGGCAUGAAGAAAACAUCUUAGUCAAGUCAUGGCUGAUAAAAGAAAACUACAAGGCGAAAUUGAUCGAUGUCUAAAGAAAGUGGCCGAAGGAGUAGAACAGUUUGAAGACAUCUGGCAGAAGCUUCACAAUGCAGCCAACGCUAACCAAAAAGAGAAAUAUGAGGCUGACCUCAAGAAAGAGAUAAAAAAAUUACAGCGCCUCCGAGACCAGAUUAAGACGUGGGUGGCCUCAAACGAGAUCAAAGACAAAAGGCAGCUAGUGGACAACCGCAAACUAAUAGAGACACAAAUGGAGCGCUUUAAGAUUGUGGAGCGAGAAACAAAAACGAAAGCGUACUCCAAAGAGGGACUCGGUCUUGCUCAGAAAGUUGAUCCUGCACAAAAAGAGAAAGAGGAGGUUGGACAGUGGCUCACGUCGACGAUAGACAUGUUAAACAUGCAAGUGGAUCAGUUUGAAAGUGAGGUGGAGUCACUCUCAGUUCAGACACGGAAGAAGAAAGGAGACAAAGAGAAACAGGAUCGGAUAGAAGAGCUGAAAAAGUUGAUUGAGAGGCACCGCUACCACAUCUGCAUGCUGGAGACCAUUUUGCGAAUGCUAGAUAACGACUCGGUACAGGUGGAUUCCAUCCGCAAGAUCAAAGAUGACGUGGAGUACUACAUCGAUUCUUCUCAGGAUCCUGACUUUGAGGAGAACGAAUUCCUCUACGACGACCUGGACCUGGAGGAAAUAUCCCAGCCUUUGGUCGCUACUUCUCCUCCAGCGCACGCAGAGGAUGAAAUCUUCCAGCACUCCAGUUCCACACCAACUUCCACCACUUCGUCUUCCCCAAUACCUCCAUCCCCGGCUACUUGCACUACAAAUUCUGAGGAUGAUAAGAAGCGAGGUCGUUCCACAGAUAGUGAAUUCAGUCAGUCUCCGGUAAAGAAUGGCAAUCCAUCAUCUCUUUCCUCAACCUCAUCAUCCUCUACAUCCUCUUUGGGAUCCUCCUCUACCUCGGUGGUGUCUGUAGCCACCAUAGCAAGCAGCAGCAGCAGCAGCUCAGGAGGUGGAGGCAGCAGCCUCCUGAGCAACAUCGGAGGCCAUGUACAAAACUCAUGCAGCUACAGCUCUGCCAUCCAGCAGCAAAUGCAGCAUGGCCAACAGCAGCAUCAAUCCAAAAAUGCCUUUAACUUUCAACCCAGCACCUCUGCCUCUGCAGCUCCCUCCAGUAUCCUCUUACCCAACCCCACAUCAACCACGUCUCCUUCCAGUAUCAAUACACCCAGCAACCAGGCCCAGUCUCCGCUCACUCCAAGUCCAGCUUCCAGCUUAUGCCAUGCUCUCAGCCUGGGCCUAGCCAAAAGUGGUGCGCCGACCACCAGUGGUGUUAGCCAAAUUCCUAGCCUUGGUCUUUCAGGGAUGCUGGCAUCCAGGACCAAUCUGCCAGCGCCCCUUCAAGCUUCCACCCCAGCACCAUAUGCCCAGGCCGCUGCAUCUGGCACUUCCAACGCCACAGUUAACACCAAUGUCACAAGCUCCAGUGGUGUUCCAGCGGCUGGCACAAAUGGAAACAGUGUUUCAACAGGUCUCCUGGGGUCAUCAACAGGUCUCCUGGGGUCAGCACCAGGCACUACAGGCAUGAGCAGUGCAGUUUUAGGUCUCGGGACCACACAGACUACAGUGCAGCCCUCGUCUUUGGUGACGCCCAGCCCUGUUGGAGUGGGACUGGUUCAGACGAGCAGUGUGGGCGUCAUUGGGAGUAAUGGGGGAAACUCUACAUCAGGAAGUGCAGCAGCUGUGGGGAGCUCAGGGCUUGCACGGCCACCUAGUGGUCAGAAACAGAAUGGCGGCACGAAAGAGGCUUUCAUUCCACCCGCUCUCUCUCCAGCCUAUAGUGCCGUAGUAGCAGAUAGCGUGUCUGAUUCUGCCCUUGGUAGUGCCAGCCAGUUACAAAACAACCAAGCCUCAACCUUAAAUUCCACAACCAAUCUGCCUAAGGACAGCGUGUCCAGCCUUCUGGGGCCUAUCACUCUUGCUACCAGCUCACCGUCGCCGUCGUAUAGUGAGAGUAAACCAAGUGGGGGCAGCCUGCUGAAUGGACCUCACUCUUACACACAAGCGGCUGAUGCCAUCAAGCCUCAGGAACCGCUCAGUUCUCUGAAAUCGAUGGCAGAGAGAGCAGCUCAGGGCUCAGGUUUAGAGGGAGAACUCUCUGCACUCCAUCUUCCUGGAGUAAACAAAGUUGGAGAGUGGAAUACACGGGGGUGCAAUGGUUCAGAUAUCUUCCCUAGUUCCACUGCCCCAUCAGGUACCCCUACAGCCCCCCAGUCUUCUCUUACAGAGGUUAACAUUCCUCCGUCGCUGGGCGUCUGUCCUCUAGGUUCUGUUCCCAUCUCCAAAGAGCAGCAAUACCAGCACAUUAUGCAAGAGGCAGCAUGGACACACAUGCCCCACCCGUCAGACUCGGAGAGGAUCAGGCAGUACCUGAUGAGGAAUCCCUGUCCUACGUUGCCUUAUCAUCACCAGGUGCCACCACCACACUCGGACUCUGUGGAGUUCUACCAGAGGCUGUCCACAGAAACGCUGUUCUUCAUUUUCUACUACCUUGAGGGCACAAAGGCUCAGUAUUUGGCAGCCAAAGCCUUGAAAAAGCAGUCCUGGAGGUUCCACACAAAGUACAUGAUGUGGUUCCAGAGGCACGAGGAGCCGAAGACCAUCACUGACGAGUUUGAGCAGGGGACAUACAUUUACUUUGACUACGAGAAGUGGGGCCAGAGGAAAAAGGAAGGCUUCACUUUUGAGUACAGGUAUCUGGAGGACCGGGACCUCCAGUGACAGCCAAGAAGAGCCACAGACUACUGUCGACAUUCCUGGUCUUGAACCCGCGCUCUGGGGCACGUGUAGUGUGGCGACUCAGAAGCUGUUGCGAGGCUGUUUUAUGUCUCGUCGGAGCAUAUUGCCUUUGGAGUUUUUCCCAGUACCUUUUAUUUCCCUCUCACUUUUCCAAUCAUGUUUUAGGAAAUCCUGUCAGAUUGUUCUUGAGCCAAAGAGACGCACGCCUACAGAAGUUCAUCUCGUAUCGUAGACAGCAAACACAAGUCACACACUGUUGCUGCUACGAGUUGUAGUGCACAAGCAAACGUUUAAUAUCUGUUCUAGCACAAGGAAAUCCGUGCAGCGCGAGACCAAUUCAGUUGCUUAUUUUCGAACUCUGCGUCAUUUUAAAGCUCCACAAAAUGAACCGACCUGCAUUCGAUGUGCACUCGUAAUUGACUAUUCUGUUCGUUUCCUCCCCGUACCUCAAGCACGGUUUUUAAAUACAACGGGAUGCUUUAACAAUUAGGGUCGAUGUCCUAGUUUAAUGGUCCGACAUUCAAGAGGAAUUACAGUCUGUACUUGUCCCUCAUCCAUCCAUCCGUUCAUAUCCAGCUCCUUAUUCUAACUACAGAUAACACUGUAUGACACUGCCCAGAGCGAGAGAGAAUUGGAAAUAAAAAGCACCAGCACUAAGAAAAGAAAAAAAAAAAUCCUCGAGGGUCGGUUCACGUGUCUGCUCAUACAGAUUUGGACAUGCACUCAGUACUGAGGCUCAGGAAAAAAAAACAAGAUUAAAUAGAAAAUAAAAGACUUGGUUUGCAUGACCACGGUAUUGUGUACGGAUCACACAGAACCUUGGUUUAAAAUGACAAAAUAAUUCUGUGGGUCAUUAAAAGCCUGCGGUCACUAUGAGAUGAAUUGGUACUCUGACUCUGAAUGUUUUUGGACAUUCACAGAAGAAGAAAAAACACAUGCUUUUCUAAAGCAUCACUAGUCACAUUAGGGACAAACUCGUUACAAACGUUCACCUUAUUCUCCAGCCAUCAUGCUUCAUUUCCCAGAGCUGCUUCUGCAUCAUUAUAAUAUUCUCCAAUGUUUGGAGCACCAUCCAGACCAAUCCGUUGACGAGAUGCUGCCAUCUUAGCUGUAACUCUCUGAAGAAAACAGAUCCUCAGCAGUUUAAUUCCAUUAAACACGGUGCACGAAACCUGUUUAACACGCAACCAUGCGCCACAUCCUGUUUUUGUUACGUUUACCUUUUUUGAGCGUACUGUAAGGAAGAGAAUUAAAAUGUGAAUUAUAAUUAUAUAUAUAUUUUUUCCUAACUGGAAAAAAAAAGUGAUGUACAGAGCGAUCUUUUCAUCUCACGUCUCCCCCUCGUCUCCUCCCUCUCCGUAUUCAAAGGAACAGCCUGAACGACGAUCGUUGCAAAGUGGAGAGGAUUUCAAGAACAUUACACAUACAAGACAUUCAAAUGAAGUAAAGGAUUGUAAAAUAUUAAUAAAGAAAUGACUUUUCAAAAAA